Caenorhabditis briggsae is the source of this 3072-nucleotide messenger RNA. The record is from RefSeq and is a predicted model, not a curated record. Gene Ontology annotation, biological process: DNA integration; DNA recombination. The transcript is spliced from 3 exons. Gene Ontology annotation, molecular function: RNA-DNA hybrid ribonuclease activity; zinc ion binding; DNA binding. The coding region runs from base 1 to 3072 and encodes 1023 amino acids. Lineage: Eukaryota; Metazoa; Nematoda; Chromadorea; Rhabditida; Rhabditidae.
AUGGCUGAUGCUAUCGAUAAAGCAGCGUUGAAGGAGUUUGGAGAAGAAAUUCUUGGCAAGGUAGCGGAACUAAUCAAUUUAGGAGUGGAUAAGAAGAAGAAAGAGAAAGAAGUGGAAGAGGAGAAGCCGCCAAAAGUUUCGUCAAAAGGGAUCCAGAAGAACAUCGAUUUUAAUUUCAAAAUAAAGAAUGUUUUGAGUAAAGCGAUGGCAGCCGAUGAUCUGGAGAAUGGAGUGAAAGAGGUUCUGGAGUUAAUCAAGUCUCGAAACGGAGAGUUGUUGUUGCUGGACUCGGAUCCGAAUUUGCUACAAACGAAAGAGAAGUUGGACGCGUUGAAGGCGAUUUCUGGAGGAGAUUCGGAAGGAUCUUCGACUCAAGCCGAUAUGACGUCGAUUCUGCUCCUGUCUAACCUUACUGGAAUCGCUGGAAAGAAAAGUGGAGGUUAUCAUGGAGACGUAAAAAGAAGAAGACAAGACCCAUUGCCAAGCAGACAACAGUGGUUUCGAUCAGAGGGUGUUUUCCGAGGCCAGGGAAAUACUCGGCAAAAUGGAGGCCAAGGUUAUGGAGGCAGAGACGGCAAGAGAAGCAUCCGCUGCUACAAAUGCCAAGGAUAUGGGCACUAUGCCAAUGAUUGUGAACAACGAAGACUUUCCGAAGCCAUUGAAUUUUGGGAAAACAUUUGUAAUGUAGAAUGGGUGUUGAGUGUAAUUGAGGAUGGUUAUAAAAUCCAGCUGAAUUCAGAGACAAUUUUACCAGAACCACAAGGCCUCAGGCCGUCGGUAAAACGACAUGAAGAGUUCUUGAUUGCAGAAAUUAAGCGGUUGGAGGAAGAAGGUGUUGUCGUCAGAGUUGAAGAAGAGCCGAGAUGUGUGUCCCCGCUCCACGUUGUGGAACAAGGUAAGAAAAAGCGGAUGAUUUUGGACUUGAGCGAGCUUAAUGAGAGCCUGGUUCCUCCUCGAUUUAAACUAGAGAAUUUGAAGACAGCCUGGCCUUUUCUAGAAAAUGCGAAAUUUGCGGCCACUUUCGAUUUCAAAUCAGGCUAUCAUCAUAUAAAAAUUCAUCGCGAUUCAAGAGAUCUUCUCGGUUUUUCGCUGUCGAACCCUCCCGCCGCCCCAUAUUUUUUGUUUAAGGGUUUACCUUUUGGUUUGUCAAUUGCCCCUUGGCUUUUCACAAAAAUUUUUAAAGUCUUAGUUCAAAAAUGGCGUGCGGAGGGUAUAAAAAUCUUUUUAUAUCUUGAUGAUGGAUUAGUUGUGGGUGAGACGGAGAGAGAAGUUGCGAGAGCAGUGAGAAAGGUGAGAGAAGAUCUGCAUAAUGCUGGUGUGUGUGUGGCAGAAGAAAAGUCGUUCUGGGUGCCAGACGCUAAGUUUACGUGGCUUGGUUAUGAAUGCGACCUGGUCGCGAAAGAGGUUCGUGGAACCGAGAAGAGAAUGGCCACGUGGUGGUCUGCUCUUGAUGAGUUGAGGAGGAGCCUGGCUCCAACGGUUCUGGACCGUAUGAAGUUUUUGGGAUGCCAGGCAUCAUUUGAGCUUGUCACAGGUGACAUUGGUGUGGCGAAGGCAAGAUGGAUGAUGCAGGUGGUCGGCGAAAACCAGAAGAAGAAGAGUGAGUCGAAGAUGGCAAGGAAGAACAAGUCUCCAGGUGAGGAAAAAGAGAUUGAGUUCUGGAGAGCGAGAGGCGCAGAACUUUUGAGAAGAAAUUUAUUAGAAGUUGAGUCAAAGCCCGACUUAUUCCUGUAUACCGAUGCCUCUGCGCGUGGUAUUGGAGGCUUGUUAAAGAAUGAGAGGCAGGAUAUUUUGUGGAAAAUGACAGAAAUCGGCGAUGGAAACUUUGAAAAACAGUCGAGCGCUUGGAGAGAGUUGACCGCGGUCGAAGUGGCUUCGGCGAGAAUAAGUUCAAACCUGAAAGGGAGAGUUCAGGUGUUAGUCGAUAGUCAGGCAGCCGUGAGCGUGUUGAGAAGAGGCUCCAUGAAGCCAGAGCUGCAUUCUUUAGCUGAGAGAGUGUGGCAUAACUUGGAGAACGUCGGUGAGAGCUCGUUUUUGUGGAUUCCUAGAAAGGAAAAUGUAGAAGCGGACGAAGCGAGUGGAAACUUUGAUUUUGAUGACUGGGGAAUAGCUGAGCGAGUGUUUAGUCAAGCGCAGAGAAUGUGGGGCGAGAUAAAAGUGGACUGGUUCGCAGAUGCGAAUAAUAAGAAGACGGAAUUGUAUUUUCUAGAUAUCCCGAGUUUGGAACGAGCGGAGUCAACGUCUUCGAGCACGUCGAGAGAGCAGAGCGAAUGGGACUUCCUUGAAGGCCCCAAAAAGGAUUACAUCGAAGAGAUCGAGAGACAAGCAGGGAAAGAAUUCCAGACGCACCUGGACAAGCUCAAAGCGGCUCCACUGGAAUCUAAGGCCUCGUCGACUGCUCUGGCUUAUAAAGCAGAGAACAAGAGGAGGAAGGAUUGGAUAAUUGAGAAGAGACUUCCGUUGAAUGAGUCUUCCUUUUUGUUGUAUUUGGUCGAUCGAGCGAAAGGAAUUGGAAGCAGCGCUCUGUCGAAAAUAUCGGCUGCAUAUCAAGCUGCAAUCUUUUCCUUUCACGUCAUGCUGAGAGCUUCGGAAGCCGCCGAGAUCAAGUGGGAAGGAGUGACGCAAAAAGAUGGGAUGAUUGAGGUACACGUGGAGAAGGCCAAGAAUGACCAGUGGAGACUAGGACGAUCAUCGUUCUUCAACUAUGAUCCAGGAAGUGACGCGGAUAUUCUCAUGUGUAGAUGGAGGAUUCACUCAAGAGGAAAGUGUCCGUACGUUUUCUCGAAUCUUGAUGGUUCAAAGAAACUGACGAAAUCGUCGAUCUCUGCACUAGCCACUAAGAUGCUGGCGGCAAUUGGAAAAUCUGGAGCCACCCAUCACGCUUUCCGGAGAGGAGGAGCGAAUCACAUGAGGGCGACAGGAUAUUCAAUGGAGGAGAUUCAAGCAAGAGGGAGAUGGAGAUCGCUGGCAGGUCUACAACGAUACAUCAAGGAUGUGCCGAGAGCCCAAGGAUGCCUGCAUCCCCAAGAGAACGGAAUUGGAGUCGAGGAGGACGACGAAGAUUUCGAGUAA